AUGGCCCUGAAGAGUAGAACGAUGAUCUAGAAGGAAUUUUAGCUUAAGUUAAAUGUGUGGAUGAAAAAAUAUACUGAUAGAUAAUUGAAAUGUCAGGAAAAGAAAUUUUCUAGAGAUGAGAUUUGUUUCAGACAAUAAAAAUUAAAGUCAUUUAGAAGAGUACAUUUAAUAAGGAGAGAAUUUUUCACAAGAAGAAAACUAAUAGAGAUUUUGUGUGUUAGAGAUAAUACCAACAUGUUAUAAAGGUCAUUCUAACAAUUAAAGAUCAUUACUUUAAUAAAUAAGACUAUUCUGAUGAAGGAUUUUUGGAACAGAAACAUGAUCUAAUAAAAAGAAUAUAAGAUUGAAAGGAGACAAUUAAAUUUCUAAAAUUCUUAGUUCACCUUACAGCCGAAGAUGACAAUGUAAUAUAAUUUGGAUCAAACUCAUAAUAUGUAUUAAUUAUGA
This is a messenger RNA of Paramecium pentaurelia, 447 nucleotides long. The record is from the annotation of a GenBank genome assembly. Lineage: Eukaryota; Ciliophora; Oligohymenophorea; Peniculida; Parameciidae.